This is a messenger RNA of Encephalitozoon romaleae SJ-2008, 654 nucleotides long. RefSeq names its product thymidine kinase. The record is from RefSeq and is a predicted model, not a curated record. The coding region runs from base 1 to 654 and encodes 217 amino acids. Gene Ontology annotation, cellular component: cytosol. Lineage: Eukaryota; Fungi; Microsporidia; Unikaryonidae. Gene Ontology annotation, biological process: thymidine metabolic process. The transcript has a single exon. Gene Ontology annotation, molecular function: ATP binding; thymidine kinase activity.
AUGAAAAGAGGAGUACUAAAGUUUGUAGCCUCUCCGAUGAACGGUGGGAAGACAACUAACAUGUUGCUGAGGGCAAAGAGAGCCAGCGUCCUAGGGUGGAAGGUGCUUCUGGCAAAGCCUCAGAUUGAUACCAGACACAGCAGCACCAUAAUAAAGUCACGAUGCGGUGCCGAAAUGGAGUGUAAUCUAUGUAUUGAUCCUCAGUUCAACUUUAUGAAGGACAUUUCAUAUAAGGAUGUAGAUAUCCUGUUUGUAGAUGAAGCACAGUUUCUGAGCACCCGGCAGAUAGAAGAGCUAAGGGAAGUUGUAGAUGUCCACAAGGUCUCGAUAUGGUGCUAUGGCCUUCUCACGGAUUUCAAGAAGAAUCUGUUUGAAGGGUCAAGAAGGUUGGUUGAGCUAUGUGACAAGAUGUAUGAGCUUGAUGUUCUGUGCUGUUUUUGCUCUGAGAGCGGAAGAUUCCACCUGAAGUAUACCGACGGGAAGGCUAGUCUGUCUGGGCCUUCAAUCGAAGUCACUACUCCUGAGAAUGAUAAGUUUGUUUCUGUGUGCCAUAUGUGUUGGACAGAAAAGACAUCAUCAUCGGAGGGAGGAUGUCCCACGCUUUUCUGCGGUGAAGGUGUUCCAGUGGAUAAGGCCCUGGAGAUAAAUGGAUAA